CGGUCUCCGCCGCUCCAAACCCGCACGUCUCCGCUCCAUACCAGCAUACCGUAUCUUGAAUCUUCUUCGCCCAGGUCUCCGCCCUCCCGCCCCGCCAUGGCCACGACGACGGGCAUAGCGCCGGCGACGGCGCACCAGUCGGAGGCCACAGACGGCUCCCGGGCGAGCGCGCCGCGGGUCAAGGGGUUUAUCCGGCGGAUGAUGCCUCGGGGCCAUUACUCACCUCUGGGCGCCGAGCACGAGCGGGGGGCAGCGCCGUCCGGAAGGGCUCCCGAGAUGAUGGCGCCACCGGCCGCUUCCGACGGCGCGGAGGAGAAGCCGCGUCGCGGGUGGCUGCGGCGGCUGGCCUCGCAUGAGGGCGCGCCGCGGCGGUGGAAGAGCCUCGGCGGCGCCGGCGCGUCGAGGCGGCUGGCCUCGCUGUCGCGAUCGCUGCGCUGGAAGCGGCUCUCCGUGAACCUGAGGGGCGGCUGGGCGUCGGCGCUGCUCGACACCGUCGCGUUCCGCUUCAUGUACGUGCUGGAGGCCGUCGUGCUCGGCCUCGCGCUCUCCUGCUUCUUCUGCUGCUGCGGCUGCCAGAUAUGAAUGAUGCUUUUUUUUUUUUUUUUUUUUUUGCUCUGCCCCCUUCCCACGAUUCCUGCUGGAACCUCUGCUUGCCAUUGGGCGUGCAAUCUUCCUGGCUUUUUUUUUUCCGCUGGUGCUUAUUUAUCCUGUAAAUUACGUAAUCCUGCUAUAGUUCUGUACGAAGAGAAAACUUUGCA
Lolium perenne is the source of this 758-nucleotide messenger RNA. RefSeq lists its product as uncharacterized. Lineage: Eukaryota; Viridiplantae; Streptophyta; Magnoliopsida; Poales; Poaceae. The record is from RefSeq and is a predicted model, not a curated record.